Symbiodinium pilosum is the source of this 354-nucleotide messenger RNA. NCBI's taxonomy places the organism in Eukaryota, Dinophyceae, Suessiales, Symbiodiniaceae. The record is from the annotation of a GenBank genome assembly.
AUGGAGGUAGAGGGCGGUGCCCGGUACAAGGGCCAGUGGCGAGGGAACAUGAGGCAUGGUCAUGGCGUGCUUACGCGCGCGGACGGCCAUCGCUAUGAAGGUUCCUGGCUAGAGAAUCGCGCCCAUGGCCACGGUACCUUCACUGAGGCCUCAGGAACCUCCUACGAAGGUCAGUGGCACCAAGACCAGAAGCACGGCUACGGCAAGUAUGUUCACAUCGAUGGCACCACCUACGAGGGUGAGUGGCACGCUGAUGAGAAAAGCGGCCGAGGUAUUGAGACUUGGUCGGACGGUGCCCGAUACGAGGGCGAGUUCUUGCAUGGCAGCAAGCAUGGCAUCUUGGGUGACAUCUGA